ACUUCACUCUGUCAUUUUAUUUGUAGCUAAAGCAGCGGCGGGAAUAGCAGCUGCAUUUCUUUUCUCUUUCUCCCUUCACAUUCCAUUAUCAUAGUGCUCCAAUGGAGAAGGAAGGAGUAGCGGGGCCCAGCAGGAUGCCUUGAGACACACGCAGCAUCUGGCGGAGGAUUAACAUACAUACAUGUGUAUGUAUGCGUCACGUAUAUAUUUACUGCAAAUGGUGGGGAUCAUUUAGUGCCCGAGAUGGGAGACCUGAAGUCAGGUUUCGAAGAGGUGGAUGGCGUGAGGCUCGGCUACCUCAUCAUUAAAGGGAAGCAAAUGUUUGCUCUCUCCCAAGUCUUCACAGAUCUGCUGAAAAACAUCCCGAGGACGACCGUGCACAAGCGCAUGGAUCAUCUGAAAGUGAAAAAGCACCACUGCGAUCUGGAGGAGUUGCGGAAACUCAAAGCAAUCAACAGUAUCGCCUUCCACGCGGCCAAAUGCACGCUCAUCUCCCGGGAAGACGUAGAAGCGCUCUACACAUCCUGCAAAACCGAGCGUGUGCUCAAGACCAAGCGAAGGAGAGUCGGUCGGGCCCUGGCCACAAAGGCGCCGCCGCCAGAGCGCGCCGCCGCCGCCAGCCCCCGCCCGGCUUUUUGGAAGGACAAGCACCAACUUUGGCGGGGCCUGAGCGGAGCCGCGCGGCCCCUGCCAAUCAGCGCGCAGUCCCAGCGUCCGGGCGCCGCCGCCGCGCGCCCCGCCGCCCAUCUACCUCAGAUUUUUAGCAAAUACCCGGGCUCCCACUACCCGGAGAUCGUUCGCUCGCCUUGCAAAUCCUCUUUAAACUAUGAAACUGCCCAGCUCCAGGGAAACUACGUCGCCUUCCACUCGGACCCCGCUUAUUUUCGGAGCCUGCUGUGCAGCAAGCACCCGGCUGCAGCCGCCGCCGCCGCCGCCGCCGCUGCUGCUGCCGCCGCCGCCGCCGCCUACUACCAGACUGCCGGGCCUCAGCCCAAGGCGGCGACCGGCGCGGGAGGCCCAGUGAGCCUGACUUACCGCUGCAAGCGCAAGCGCGGGGGCGCCAAGAACUGCCUGCUCCCGCCUCACGCCGGAGCCCGGCGCCUGCUGCUGCUGCCCAGAUCCUACAAAGCCAAGGCGGCGGCGGCGGCAGCAGCGGCGGCUGCUGCUGCGGCGGCGGCGGCCGGGGCCACUUGCUUGGAGAGGUUUCAUCUGGUCAACAGCUUCUGCCCGCCUCCCCACCACCACCAUCACCAUCACCACCAUCAUCAUCACCAUCACCACCGAGCCCAGCAGCCAACGCCGAGUCACCACCCCUCUCAUCACCACCGGCCGCAACCCCAUCUAGGAAGCUUUCCCGAGAGUUGUAGCAGCGACUCCGAGUCCAGCUCCUACUCCGACCAUGCAGCCAAUGACUCGGAUUUUGGCUCCAGUUUGUCCAGCUCCAGCAACUCGGUGUCCUCAGAGGAAGAGGAGGAGGAAGGAGAGGAGGAGGAGGAAGAGGAGGAGGAGGAAGAGGGGGGCAGCGGGGCCUCGGAUUCCAGUGAAAUCAGCUCGGAGGAGGAGGAUUCUUCCACCGAGUCAGACUCCAGCUCCGGGUCCAGCCAAGUGUCAGUGCAGAGCAUCCGUUUCAGGCGCACCAGCUUCUGCAAGCCUCCCAGCGUGCAGGCGCAGGCCAACUUCUUGUACCAUCUGGCCUCCGCCGCCGCUGCAACCAAACCCGCUGCUUUCGAGGAUGCCGGCCGACUUCCCGACCUCAAGAGUAGUGUCAAAGCCGAGUCACCAGAGGAGUGGAGUCUGCAGAGCUGGGCUCCCAAAGGGACUCCGGUGUACUGCCCGGCCAGCUUGGGGAGUUGUUUCCCAGAGAUAAGAAACGAUAGGGUAUCUGAGAUUACAUUCCCACACUCUGAAAUAUCCAGUACUGUAAAGAGAACUGACCUGACAAUUAACUGCCAUGCAGAGGGGGCCUCUUCACCUAGCCCAAAGACAAACAAUGUAUUUCCACAACAAAGAAUACUCCGAGAGGCUAGGAAAUGCCUACAAGCAACUCCUACUACACACUGUGCAGAAAACAGCACAAUAGCUGCUAGGUUCUUAAAUAAUGAUUCGUGUGGAACAACAGCAAAUUCAGGAAAAGAUUCCAAAAUCCCUCAUUGUCCUGAAUUUGCUACGGAUUUACCCUCUCUUCAAAGUGAUCCCAGAGUGGAUACAGCAACAGCAGCAGCAGCAGCAGCAGCAGCAACUAAAGCUGAGAGUCUCUGCACUGGUACAGGUGACAAGACAUUGCCAUUUCUGCACAAUAUUAAAAUCAAAGUAGAAGACAGUAGUGCUAAUGAAGAAUAUGAACCUGAGCUUAUUACAAAUAAGCUAAAGUGGGAGUGCAAUGAUGCCGAGGGUGAGUUUUACAAUAUGACUGAGAAGAAGGAGGAGGACGCCUUGGUACCCACAGCCAAGGAAGGUUUUGCAUGCCCUGAGAAAGAAACGCCUUCCUUAAAUCCACUGGCUCAGAGUCAGGGCCUCUCAUGCACUUUAGGAUCUCCAAAACCUGAGGAUGGGGAAUAUAAAUUUGGUGCCAGGGUGAGAAAAAAUUACCGGACACUAGUACUGGGCAAACGACCAGUCCUUCAGACACCUCCAGUCAAACCAAAUUUGAAAUCAGCUAGAAGCCCUCGUCCUACAGGUAAAACUGAGACACAUGAAGGAACACUGGAUGACUUUACAGUUUUAAACAGACGCAAAAAGGUAGCCAGCAAUGUAGCAUCAGCAGUGAAAAGGCCAUUUAAUUUCAUGGCAAAUUUUCCUUGUCCACCUUCACUCAUUAUUGGGAAGGAUGGGGAUUUGUGGCCAGCGUAUUCCUUAAACACCACUAAGGAUUCCCAACCUCCUCACAAGGCCCAUCCUAUAUGGAAAUGGCAGCUGGGCGGUUCUGCAAUACCUCUUCCACCUAGUCACAAAUUCAGGAAAUUUAAUUCAUAAAAAAAUGUUUUGGAAGAUAUUUUCUCGAACCAUAUUACCUUCCUUUUGUUGUAAACUGCACAGGAUGGCUUGUACCAAGUCCAUUAAUGGUGUUACACCCCUUUUGGAGUCCUGGUUUAUCGCAUUUUGAAGACAAAAAUCGGAUUACUUUUUUUUCCCAUUGCGGGUUGUUUUUUUUUUUUUUUUAUGGUGGGGGAGGGGUGGGAGAAGGGUUGGUUUACAUACCACAGACUACUUCAGGCUAAAGACUCAAGUAACACUCAGUUAUUAUGGUAGAGCUGGAACACUUUACUGUUUCAAUGGUAAUAAUGCACCGGUACCUCAAUUCAACUGCUACAAAUAAAUGUCAAAAGGUUGAAUAAUAAAUAUCACAAUGAGCCAUUAAGUUUAUGCACUAGAUUUCAGACCUGAAAGUGUAACUGGUAUUCAGUGAAAGUUUGUUAGGUUACAUGGUUACACAAUGAGGUAGCAAGAAGUUUCUGUGAGCCCAAAUGUAAUUUUCUGGAGCUCUUAUUUGUGGGGUGUCUUUUUUAUUUUUUUUCUAAACCCAGAUUCCCUUUCCAAUAGUAGUUGCACUUAACUGUUUUUUUGUUUUGUUUUGUUUUGUUUUUUAAUGGAAAGAUUGGGGGUCUGAGUCCUGAUUGGAUGCUGAUUUAAAAGCUGCCCAUUGUGUGAGAAGUAAAAAAAUACUUUUUUUUUUUUAACCUUUACAGUCACUCCUUGCAACUGGAAAAGCCCCUUCUGCGCUCUCACCCAAACAUUUAAAAUAGGAUGACUCUUGCUGUGCUCCUGCUUGUCUUCUGAUCUGAAGAUAACUCUUCAAGCUUUCAAAACAAUUAAAACAUUUCUCUUAAUAGCAGGAUGUUUAAUGGUCUAACUCAUCCUAGUGUCCAAGCAGUAAAUACAACCAAGAAAAAGAGUCAUAACACCCCAAGUGAAAAAUAACUGAUUUCAGGGCUUUUUGGUAUUAGAACUCAGGCACUUGGAUUUUAUUACCUUAUGCUUUUUUUUUUCUGCAUCUCUCUAAACUUCUGUUUCAGGCCAUCCUGUGUAUAGAACAGGAGAGUUUCUACUGCAAGUGACAAUCAGAGGUGACUAUCUAUAUUUGCACUUAAAAUCAAAGUAGUUCCACAGGCAAGUGGUCUAGCCCUUGGUGAGGCCAUGCUGGUGGACUGUGUUGUAAAGAUGAGAGCAGUAAAUCAAAAUUAUGGAAAUUUGCACUGUUGAAAAGCAUGCUUUAGCUUUAUUUUCAAUUAAAAACACUGUUUAAAAUUCCUGGUUCCAUACAUUUCUACUUAUUCCAGAUUGAAGAAGGGUUAACAAGAAUGAAUGGCUUUGUUGACAUUUUCACUUGUAAUGUUUUUGCCUGAAAGAAAUGCAUUUAUUGGGUGCAGUGUUUUGUGGUAAUACUUUGUGAUGAGACCAAUCAGGUUCUGGGCACAACACUGGCAAACUUCCUCUCAAAUAACAGAAAAACUUUUCAAACUUGUUAUAGGCCAACUAUUAAAAAGUUUCAUAUCUAAGAAAGUGAAGCAUAAAUCAGUUGUUAUUUUAACGAAAGUUGUAUCUAGUAAUUUUUGGGUCACCAAAUUAUGUAUCUUAGAUCCUGGUUAUCUUUAGUCUAAGAAGUUGCAUCUACAGACCAUAAAUCACAAAGCAAAACAAAACACCACUAAGAUGUUUACUGUGUGAAUUUAAAGCAUUAUUUCUCAUGGAAAUUCAGCUAUUUAUUUUCCUUAACCUUUUAAUUCCUACCCCCCUUUGAAAUUUUCCCCUUGACUAUAAAUGUUUCAGAUAGUUCUGGAUGGUCUCAGACCUAAUUGCUGUGUAUUAUCUGUGGUUUUCCUCCUGUUGUAAAGGACAGAGGCUGAGAAUACCUGCAUCCAAAUACAUUUGGAUAGAGUGAACAGA
This is a messenger RNA of Mus musculus (house mouse), 4884 nucleotides long. It is a transcript of the gene Skida1, whose product is annotated as SKI/DACH domain containing 1. NCBI's taxonomy places the organism in Eukaryota, Metazoa, Chordata, Mammalia, Rodentia, Muridae. The transcript has 2 exons. The coding region runs from base 244 to 2973 and encodes 909 amino acids. The record is from RefSeq and is marked validated.